Fonsecaea erecta is the source of this 4164-nucleotide messenger RNA. RefSeq lists its product as hypothetical. The record is from RefSeq and is a predicted model, not a curated record. Lineage: Eukaryota; Fungi; Ascomycota; Eurotiomycetes; Chaetothyriales; Herpotrichiellaceae. The transcript has 3 exons. Bases 1 to 4164 code for a protein of 1387 amino acids. Gene Ontology annotation, cellular component: nucleus.
AUGGCUCUCCCCGUCGUCCUCAGCUUGGUUGACUGUGCCGACUACAGCAACACAGUCGCCCCCUACCUCGACCAGCUGGUGUCUCUCCCCAGCAUCUUCUCUUCAUCCACCACCAACACUGCAGCCCUGAAACAGCUGUACCUCAACACGAACCCGCUCAUUACCGCCAUUGCCUUUGGGGUUGCUCUGGCCCCCAUCUUCCUCCUGGUCUCCGAAGUAAACAAAAAUUACUCACAAGUAGACCGGGUCUGGUCAAUACUUCCAUUCGUGUACAACCUACACUAUGCGGUUUAUGCCCACCUUGUUGGCGUGCAUACAGAGAGACUGGAUGCCCUUUGUGCCAUUAGCUUACUAUGGAGUAUUCGAUUGACCUACAAUUACUACCGAAAAGGAGGCUAUUCGAUCGGCAGUGAGGAUUACCGCUGGGCCACCGUCAAGGAAUAUGCCGGGCCUGCCUUGAUGUUCCUCUUCAACAUCCUAUUCAUCUCACUAGCACAAUCUCUACUGCUAGUCUGCAUCACCACUCCGGCCUACAUUCUGCUGCUGACCGAACGUUUGGCAACCUUCGAUGGGCCCAUCCAGUCCUGGAACAUGGUCGAUACUGUCGCAUCGGCUAUCAUGGUGGCCUUGGUUGCCAUAUCGUACAUGGCAGACCAGCAACAGUGGAAUUAUCAUGCCGCCAAAUCUCAGUAUCGCGAGACAGCCAAAGUGCCACACGGCUGGGAACGAGCAGACCUAGAUCGAGGCUUCCUCACCAAAGGCUUGUUUGCGUAUUCACGGCAUCCAAAUUUUGCAGCAGAACAAGGCGUCUGGGUCACAUUAUACCUGUGGUCGUGUCUGGCCACAGGAACUUGGUAUAACUGGAGUGGGAUUGGAGCAACAUCCUACCUCAUCCUUUUCCAGUCCAGUACCUGGCUUACAGAGCUGCUGUCUGCAGGCAAGUAUCCGGAAUACAAGCAAUACCAGGAACAAGUCGGGAAGUUUUUACCUAGCCCCGGUUGCGGCCCGCCGAGCUUCCACGCACAUCCCCCAUCUCGGGCAAAUGGCAAGAAGUUACCACCACCUCUGCAGCUCUGGUUUUUCGCCUUCCGGCUGCCGGCUGCGAGUCGUGAUGGCAUCGAUCCUCUAGAAGGUACAUCUCUGUGGCCGUUGUUCCUGAUCAUCUCCGACAAGGUCUGUCCAUCGUUGGAUAAGCUGGACAGGUUUCACCGCCGCGCAGGUUCCAACGCCAUGGACCUGGAGCGAAUCAAGCAAAGCCUCCGCCUUCGCUCCGGCCGAUCUAAGAAAUCUCGCAAGCAGACCGCGGAGCAGUCGAACUCGGCAGCUCUCCCUCCUAGCCAGUCAGUUCAGAAGAACACUGUCAAUGGCGUGGUAAAGGAGCCCUCUCGAGUGAUCACCAAACCAAGGCCAAGCCCUACCAAAGAGGUGCCCAUUGUUCCCAAGCAACAGCCAGCGCCAGAAACUAGUGAAGCCCCCAUCAUCAAACGACGAGAUCAAUCAGUACUCCGACCAGAACUCCCGCAUACAUCCACUGACUUGGACCUGAAAGUAUCUACCCCGUUUCGACAAUCUCGCAAAGAAUGUCCUCGCCGGAGCCCUGGACCGGAACCGGGCUCGAAGUCAACCUCUCUACCACGCACACGCACCAUGUCCGAGGCGGAUGCUGGAGCCAUCUUCAAUUCUGAGUCUUCCUCUGCCCUAGAUUUCGACCUGCACCCACCUCCCGCACCUUCCAGGCCCAGGCCACCUUCAAUCGAGUUGCUUUCAGAGUCGCUCUUUUCUUCCGGCCAUCUCAACACUCUCCUUCGCGAUCCCCAAUACCUGGCCCGCUUCACUUCCUUUCUGACCAGGUAUCGACCGCAGUACCAUCCGGUUCUUCUACGAUACCUCGAAACGCAAAAGGCCAUUAAAGCUGUUGAGUAUGCGAAUGCCGUUGCUGAAGGAAUUUCUCCCUCAUCGGACGAUGGUGGCGCUUUGAUUGUAAAAUCCUCCAUUGCGGCAACCCUCGACAGAGCUUUUGAGGAACUGAGCAAUGCCGCGUUCCGUGUUAUGGUCGACUCUGCCCUUCCCAUGUAUGUUACGUACAACCUGGUCAAACUGGUAACCGAGUGCCUCAUAGACGAGAUAACGGGCAGUCGAGGUUCUACCACCAGGGACUUGGUAGGAGGAUUAUCAGAAGUAUUCUGUCUCACAGAUCCGAAACAGGAGGACAAUCCAAUUAUCUUCGCCAGUGAAGAAUUCUACCGACAAACUGGAUAUGGUCCGGACGACGUCAUCGGGCGAAACUGUCGCUUUUUGCAAGGCUCGAAAACCAAUAGAGAGUCGGUUGCACGACUGCGAGAGAGCAUUUCGAGGGGCGAGGAUAUAUGCGAGACUCUGUUGAACUACAGGAGAGACGGCAGAGCUUUCAUCAAUCUACUGAUGAUCGCUCCUCUUCACGACGAUAAAGGCAAUGUCAAAUAUCACAUUGGUGCUCAGGUGGACGUCACAGGGAUAGUCGAACGGGGGAAGGGGUUCGAGGGGUUGAAACGGUACCUGACCACGAGGGAGAUGGAGAGGCGCGAAAGACAAGUGCGUGGCAAUGAAAUUAAGGGAGGGCAUCAAGGGUUUGAAAAGCCGAAAGCACUGGCGAAGUUGCGAGAUCUGAGUGAAAUGUUCGAUCUGGAGGAAUCAAUCGUGGUCCGUUCUAAUGGAAGGUCUACUUCGACAUCGAGGGAAGACGACGAACGCAGUGUUUCAAGCAGUCGUAAAAUUCCUCGACGGGUGUUCAGUGAUGGCGACGCGAGUUCCGAGAACGGUGACGGAGAGUCUGGUGAAGAUGAGGACAAAGCCUGGGAACUGGGUCAGUCAGGCCGAUCUGGCUUGUCAGGAAAGCUGCCCGGUGUCUACGAUAGCUACAUGCUCAUCAGGCCAGCGCCCUCUCUCCGAAUCAUCUUUGUGUCCUCGGUCCUACGGCGACGCCUGGGCAAUAUCGUUCAGCACCCAUUCCUGUCACACGUGGCUGCUUCCGCCAAUACGUUGAAAGGACUCAGGGAGAGCUUUAGCGUGGGUGCUCCCGUUUCUGCCAAAAUCAGCUUGUUGAUUGAAGCUGGAGAUCGAAAAGAUGGCAUGGCAACCCGCGGUGGAAGCAAACUUCAAGAUGCUGGGCAGAGCAGAACUUGCUGGAUCUCUGCAACACCGUUGCUGGGAAGUGACGACAAGAUCGGCGUCUGGAUGGUUGUGAUUGUCGAGAAUGCAAAAGUACCGAAAAAGACCAAACCUGAAGCCAGGGUCAGUUCUGUCGAGGAUCAGGCCUCGAAACAGCCGGGAUCCAGCGAAAUAGUAAAGGUCGACACCUCUACCGAUACGAAGUCACAGAAAGCGCCUCCGCCUGCUGCAGUCGAUCCGUCGAAGAGCAACCCAAGGGCCGCAGACGCUCAAACCGAGCCAAAGAUCCCCGACGACAAGCCCGACCCUGGUCAAAACGGACAAUCAUCUCCACCAUCCGCCGAAGAAGUCAAUGUGAAAGAAGAAAUAAUUGAAGAGCAAGACCAUCAGCAAGCCCCACAUGAGGACGAAACUCUUGUCGAACCGGCAGACGAAAAGCCGAUCCCUAAUCACACGAACAUUGAUCAGCAUGAACUUGAAGACGAAAAGAAUGGGUUUAUACGGACGAAUGGACAUCUUUCCCAAUCGCCGAGCCCGCAAAGAGCCAACGGCAAGAUGAAUGGUCAUUGGGGGCCUAGUACACCGAGAGCCACGGACGUGACCGCCGCUCUAGAACGCGCUUUGUCUGAAACGAAUAUGACCAAAACUUGGACACCACCCCUGUCACCAGCAGGCAACGAUUCCACGAACCAGGUGAACGGGCUGCAUAGCUUUUCCGACGAAGAGAGGACACCCGUCAACACACGAAGAUCUGCGUACGAAGAAGAUCACACGCCGUCUCCCUCGAGACCGGGAACCAGUGGUGGUGGUGUGGAUUCCUCGACCGGGAAAUCCAACAGCAAGCAUUACAUGGACUACCUUCGCCACCCUGGGAGCCGGCCAUCGUCGGAAUACAACCGUGCAUUAUCGGGAAGUUUCAUGUCUGCCAAGUACUUUACAGAAGAUGAGCCUCAGGAAGAAGAAGUGGAUGACUUUGAAGACUCGGAAUGUGCAAGAUCGCCAUAUAGUGUGGAUUAA